Sipha flava (yellow sugarcane aphid) is the source of this 1875-nucleotide messenger RNA. RefSeq names its product T-complex protein 1 subunit theta (gene CCT8). Gene Ontology annotation, cellular component: chaperonin-containing T-complex. Gene Ontology annotation, biological process: protein folding. The record is from RefSeq and is a predicted model, not a curated record. Gene Ontology annotation, molecular function: ATP-dependent protein folding chaperone; ATP hydrolysis activity; ATP binding. Bases 155 to 1807 code for a protein of 550 amino acids. NCBI's taxonomy places the organism in Eukaryota, Metazoa, Arthropoda, Insecta, Hemiptera, Aphididae. The transcript is spliced from 10 exons.
AUGAAGUUUCGAAUCUUUGAAAAGUAAAAAUCAAAGUAAUUCUAUGUUGUCUUGUUUUUCAAAUCAUAUUUCUAUUAAAAAUAUUAAUAUUUUAUCAGAAGAUUUAUAGUUUACGUAAAUUUUACACGUUAUUUCAAUAUAAAAAUCAAUCAAAAUGGCUUUGCACGUUCCGAAGGCUCCAGGUUUCUCUCAAAUGUUAAAGGAUGGUGCCAUGCACCUUUCUGGUCUUGAAGAAGCAGUGUACCGCAACAUUGCUGCCUGCAAACAGUUUGCCGACACAGUUAAGACUGCAUAUGGCCCAAACGGUAUGAACAAAAUAAUCAUUAACCACAUUGACAAGACGUUCAUCACCAACGAUGCUGCCACAAUCGUUAAAGAGCUCGAUAUUGAACACCCAGCAGCAAAAAUCAUUGUAUUUGCAUCUGAAAUGCAAGAACAAGAAGUAGGUGAUGGAACCAACUUUGUCAUCAUUAUGGCUGGUGCAUUGCUUGAACAAGCCGAACACUUGUUGAAAAUGGGUUUAACUCCAGUUGAAGUAUGUGAAGGCUUCCAAAUUGCCCUUGAAAAGUCUCUUGAAUUACUACCUACUUUAACGUGCCAUGAGAUCAAAGACAUAAGAAAUAAUGCUGAACAACAAGUUAUUAUGCAGUCUAUAAAAUCAUCUAUUAUGAGCAAGCAAUAUGGCCAAGAACAGUUUAUUACAGAUCUUGUAUUAAAAGCCUGUACUUCAAUUCUGCCAGAUAAAGCCACAUUUAACGUAGACAAUGUUAGAGUUUGCAAAAUUCUGGGUUCAAAUUUAUUCAACUCAACUGUUGUCAAUGGCAUGGUAUUCAAACGUACAAAUGAAGGAGAUAUAACUAAACAGACAAAUGCAAAGAUUGCUGUAUAUACAUGUCCUAUUGACAUAACAACAACUGAGACAAAAGGAACAGUUUUAAUUAAAUCGGCUGACGAAUUACAAAACUUUAGUCGUGGUGAAGAAAUGGUGCUUGAAGAACAGAUAAAAGCUAUUGCUGAUGCUGGUAUCACUGUAAUUGUAGCUGGUGGUAAAUUUGGUGACAUGGCUUUACAUUAUUUGAACAAAUAUAAGAUUAUGGGUGUUCGUUUAAUGAGUAAAUUCGAUUUAAGACGAUUGUGUAGGUCUGUUUCCGCUACAGCAUUACCUAGACUUACACCACCAAACAAAGAAGAAAUUGGUUAUGCUGAUUGUGUGUAUGUUGAUGAACUUGGAGAUACUUCAUUAGUUGUAUUCCGUUUGGAUGGCAAGGACUCUCGCAUGUCUACUAUUGUUGUACGUGGUGCAACUGAUAACUACAUGGAUGAUAUUGAAAGAGCGAUUGAUGAUGGAGUAAAUACAUUUAAAGGAAUCACAAGGAAUGGAAAAUUGUUGGCGGGAGCUGGAGCCAUUGAGAUGGAACUUGCCCACCAAGUAGGUCUAUAUGCAGACACACUGCCCGGAUUAGAACAGUAUGGUGCAAAAAGGUUUGCAAUUGCUCUGGAAGGUUUUGUUAAAAUCCUAGCUGACAACACUGGUGUGAAAUCCAAUGAAACUCUUGCCGAUCUUUAUUCUCAACAUAGUAAAGGAAAUAAAUUUGCUGGUUUUAAUAUUGAACCUAAAGGAUCAACAAUAAUAGAUGUUAGCGAAGCCGGUAUAUUUGAUUCUUACCUAUCAAAGUUCUGGGGAUUACAGUAUGCAACACAAGCAGCUUGCACAAUUCUGAGAGUCGAUCAAAUUAUUAUGGCUAAACGGGCGGGAGGUCCUAAGGCACCAGGUGGACGUGCACCUGACAAUGAUGAUGAUGCGUAAUUAUUUAUUCUGCGUACACUGUGUUUUAUUUUUCACCUAUUAAUUUCAAGUUACUAACUUUAAAAUUC